Molecule: messenger RNA, 1579 nt
Organism: Fusarium verticillioides 7600
Lineage: Eukaryota; Fungi; Ascomycota; Sordariomycetes; Hypocreales; Nectriaceae
Exons: 1
Coding region: 754-1167 (137 amino acids)
Source: RefSeq, a predicted model, not a curated record
GCUCAGCCACAUCGAGGGUUCCCAUUUUGAAUCUCGAUGCUUCCUUCUGAUCGGCCCUUUGUCCAACUCGGCUUGUGGACACUGCACAAACACUAUUUUUGUGAAAAACUUGCUGUCAGUCUUUAUGCAAAGCCCCAGCGAAUAAGACACAAGAUCCAAGCUCGUUUAGUUGCUUGGCUACAAAGACGACACCCUACCUACCAACCCUCCACGAGUUGAUAGAUUUCUUGCUAAUAAGUCAGCUUGCCAGACUCUUGAUCCCUCCAACCCCCCCCAGGUAUGAUACCCCAGUCCAACAGAUUUUGAGGGAGGCCUGAAGGCGAGGACCUGGACUGCAUGUAUGGCUUUCUGCUAUUGUCAAAUUGCCCAUCCUGUGACAUGGAAUUGGUGUUUCUAACAAAUGGGACACGUUUUAAGAUAGGGUCUGCAAAAUAGACGCUAAAACAAAAACACAAGUUGAGACGAUCCAAGUUGAGUUUUCGUGAAGCUAAAAUAGAGCGGUGGCUUAUCAUAGGUCGCGGCUAGAUCUCAGGACCUGAUGAUAGUAGAGCUGAUAUUGGAACAUAGACGCGAUUCUACUCUCGUCUGCCCUGUUUAUUAUCACCCAUCAUCUCCGCCCAGUGAAACACACUUGCUAACGAGGAGUGAUAGGAUUUGAACCUUGAUUAUUUGUUCCGAGACAUUCGUCGUUGAACACAAUGCAUUGAACUCAAAAUACCUAGGUGUACGGAGUAUUGGCCAAACACAAUUCCCAUGGUUGGCCGGCUUUUCCGGCUGGGCUACAACAUAAUGCAUAAUGCGCCGUUAUCUAGACAGGCCAAAGGAUCCUUCUUGCUACUUGAUGAUACUGAGUUUGGUUCUUGCUUUGCUUGGCUCGCCUCCAGAAUCCAGAAAUCAUGCCCGAGUGACUCAAGCUGCAGUUAUCAUGCAAACGAUUUUGAUCUUGCUAGCUGGCUGGCUGGCCGGCUGGCCCAACGACAGCCAUCCUCCAGGUUGGAACGUCAAAAAUACGCCGUUCGUGGAGGAAACAGUAGUUGCAUGACCUCUAUACACUCGGAAUGCUUUCCAUUAAUCACGGCUACUCUCUAUCCAGCCCGUCCCGUUUCAACGGCAACGGUUUCGCCCUGGCAACUUGUUUCCCGAGAACGGGAACAGUGUAGGGCUUAAACUUACACAGGUUGAUCCGACCGCCGCCAAGUUCCAAUGCAUCUGUCAGUGGAAGGUAAUUGGAUCUGCCCUGACGGGAUAUUGCGGCGGCGAAUGACUGGUUAAUAUUUGAUAUCACAGCUCUUGCAUUUCGUAUAUGUGUUAUCCUAUGCCGUGAAACUGCUGCACUAGGCCCUUGAUAUUGAUACUUGGGUUGAUAUCAUGAUACAAAAAUUCCUUUCCUCUUUCCGAACAUAUCAUUCAUACCUCGGUUACCUGAACUCUAAACUCUACUCACGACGGUGUUGCCAAAUGUUCAGCUUCGCGAUACUGGAAGGAGAGUUUAGAAUGAGUUGGGUUGUGAAUAUACAGUUUUCUUACGUCUGGUUCUCCUAGAGCUUACAAGCUCCCCAUGCAGACAAUACAAGAUGAC